AUGAUAUCCAUCUUAUUUGCAAUAUUAGGGCUAGUUUAUUCAUUUUCAUAUAUCACAAAGUUGCAACAAGCAAAUUGCUAAUAUUAUGAAAAUUAAAAUGAUAACAUAUCUAGACUCUUAUUUGUUGCUAUCUGCUUUACUUUAACAAUAGUGAUAACCUUGGGAGUAAUGAAUCCCAUAUUUUAUGAGAUCGGAAUGCAAUCUAAAGUUGCGCAAAUGGAACCUUCAUCAUACGAAGAUUUAUAGUUAAUAUACUAAUCAGUGAGAUUCCAAGGCAACUUAUUGAUAGAAGUGUUUGUAUCAGCAGCUUAAACCAUAAGUCUCAUAUUUAUGGGAUAUGUUUUCCUCCUAUUUAGUAAGAAUGCUAUUACCUACAAUUAUUUCAUUUACUUUUUUGCCCUGAUAACAAAUCUCGUGGCUAUCAUUGUCUAUUCCAAUUAAGAUGAUAUGAAGUCUGUAAGCAUAAUUAAUCAUGUACUAAAUCCCAAUGAUAAAUACUUAAUCACCUAUAUUUCAGGAGCUUCCUUGUUUAUUGCUUUAAUAAUAUUCUUCAUAUUUUUGAUUGAUACCUUGGGUCAAUAUUACAGAAUAUUCAAGAAUCCUAUCUACAAAUUUAUUUUAGGGAAUAUCUUAAUUGGUUUUGUUUUUGCUCUGAUUGGUAGCAAUGGACAAUUAAUAAGGAAUCUGUAAUAAUAUUCAGAAGUUUAUUUGGGUAAAGAUGAAUGCAGAAAUUAAAUGAAUUUAAUCCCAUCUCAAAUGCUUGAGGAUUUGGGAUGUUCAAAUAAGUAUUUUGGAGCCCAAGAUUCCUUUUAAUUGGAUUGUCCAAAUGAAUAAUAAACACAGAUUUGGGAACACAGAGAAAGUGAAUAGUUUGGUUGUAUCAAUUGGAACUGUUGCAGUCUAAUUAGUCAGAUAUUAUUAAAAAAAUAUAUCUCAUACUGCUUAUUAACAAGUUGGGAGGCUAUCCUCUUAAUUAUGUUAUCAUUUAUGAUAUUUUAAAUUAGAUUAGUACAAGAAAAUGCUAUUUCCUAAACACUAAAAUAAAUUGCUCUUUUAUUUUCAUUUUGUCUAAUAUUCGCAGGAAUAUUUGCAGCUAACUCUUUACCAGAUAUUGAAAUCUACAGAAAAACUUAUGUAUCUCCUCUAAAUUACAUUCCAGUAAACAAUUUAAAUACAUUGCCAACUCAUCAAAUGUUCUAAGCGAUUGAUUGGCUCCCUCAAUAAUGCUCUCAAAAAGUGCCUGUAGACAUUGUGUAAAGUAUUAAAGAUUAUUGCUCAAAUGGCUGUGCAGUAUUAUUUGAACUCAUACUUUCAAUCGAAAAUGGAUAAUUCUUAGUUAAUACAAUUAAUCAAAAAGAUGUUAUCAUCUCUCAAGAAGAUGCUGUUGACUCAGAAUUCUUAUAUCUUAAAGGCCAUUUCAAAGACAUCUUGCAAAAUAUUUAAGACAACAUUUAAGUGUGUCUCUUUUCACCAUCCGCAGCCAUUAAAUGGAAUUUUGAGUCUUCUGAACGAAAACAUAAAAAUAAACAUUCUAAAUAAGUAGACUAUCCAAUGUAGCAUGAAUAGAUCAUACAAAUACCUUCAAAGGUUUAAUAAGAUGCAUUAACCUAAUUAAUAAAAUACUACAAUAUUUAAUUGAUAUUCUAGGAGAAUAAUGUUUUACCUAUUGGAACACAAAUUACCAUUCAUAAUUCAUUAUUGUAUAACUGUUAAAGUAUUAAUAUUAAUGCUGAGAAAAGCAUUAUAAUUUAUGAAUCCAAUAUGGAACAUAAUUAAUUAACAUUCUACAAUUAUCCCUAAGGUUAAUAUGCUACAGUCGUAUUCAACACUGACAGCUAUCAAAGUUGUAUUUACAUUUAGAGUAAUCAAAAUAUUUAUAUUCAUCCAAUUAUUCCAAUUCAGUCAGAUUUGACUAUCACUUUAUCUUGGUUUGGAGUCUAUGAUUUGGAUUUGAUUGUUGAAAAUAAAAUUUGUAAAGUAGGUAAAAAAUAUCAGAAUGAAUGUGGAACUAUUAAGACUCACUUUGAUUCACUUGUGGGCAAUUAAUAAACUUCUACUGACUUAUCGAAUGGAGAAUAAAUUACUAUAGAUUAUUUAUCUACUUACGAUUAUAAAAUUUAUGUGUAGAUUACAUUAAAUAAGGAGGAAUUAACCAAAUUAAAAAAGACCGAAUAAGACAACAUUAAUCUUUACUAAUAAUCUAAUGCUUAAGUGUAGAUCUUUGCUAAAAAUAGCAGGUAUCCUUAAGCCAAUAUAUUUGUUAAAUAAAUAGUUUAAGCUGCCCAAACAAUCAAAGAAAGUGAUAAAUUUAAAUAUAAAUGGUUUGUUGGCUGUAUAAAAAAUGGAGAAGGGUUAGACAUUAUUAACCAAAUCAAAAUUAAUUAUGAGUGUUGA
Molecule: messenger RNA, 2394 nt
Organism: Paramecium tetraurelia
Lineage: Eukaryota; Ciliophora; Oligohymenophorea; Peniculida; Parameciidae
Exons: 3
Source: RefSeq, a predicted model, not a curated record